Molecule: messenger RNA, 706 nt
Organism: Schistocerca piceifrons (Central American locust)
Lineage: Eukaryota; Metazoa; Arthropoda; Insecta; Orthoptera; Acrididae
Exons: 3
Coding region: 281-706 (141 amino acids)
Source: RefSeq, a predicted model, not a curated record
CUGUGACGCACCACCUGCUGCCACCCUCUAAGCCGGCCGGCAGACCUCGCGCGACGCCGACGCUCCACCGGCUCCUGGCCCACCUGCCGACGCAACCUACCGGCCCACCCCGAGCACGAGCACCGCCACCUCGCCCCGGCGUCCUCGCGGAGUCCUCCAGACGUGACGCGCCAGGUUGACAAGUGCCACUAGGCGGCCGGCCGCUGUCGGCGGCAUGACAACCGCGAAAUGAUCACCGCGCGACACAGCCAGCGAACCGAGUAACGCACCCACUGAUCCGAUGGCGUCCUUCUGCUCCAAGCAGCAGUGGUGCGUUUUUUUCGUGUGCGCCUUCAUUGGACUUGUACCGAGAGGGGUGGCGUGCCUGAAGGACGUGCGCCUGCGUGUGGAGCCGGCGGCCGUGCAGCGCGGGAAGCCCGCCUCGCUGCUCUGCGAGUACGACCUGGAGGGCGCGCCGCUCUACUCCGUCAAGUGGUACCGCGGCCAGCUCGAGUUCUACCGCUACUCGCCCAGCGAGACGCCCGUCUGCAAGAUCUUCCCCUUCCCCGGCAUCGACGUCGACCUUUCGUCGUCCAACGCGACUCAAGUGGUGCUGCGACGUGUCGGCUUCAGCCUGUCGGGCAACUUCAGCUGCGAGGUGACGGCCGACGCGCCCUCCUUCUCCACCAAGACUGUCACGGCCAACAUGCUGGUCGUUUGUGAGUAA